UUCCAACUGACUGCAUAGAGGCCCUCAUCCCCCACUGAGCAAAUAGACAAAUAACUAAUAACCGUAGUCAUAGUCAUAGUCAUUAGCGAGUCCAGCAAACCACUACAACUACAACUACAACAACUCAGUUGUCGACAGACUAAUACGUAACAAUUGAAUAUAUACUAAGUUGUACUUUUGGGCAUCCACUCAUUCAUAACUAUACUCAUUACUAUACUCAUUACUCAUUAACUCGUCAUAAUAUUUCACUCACUGGACUUACUCAUUCACUCACUCACUCAUUCAUUCAUUCAUUCACUCAUUCAUUGAUUUAUUCAUAAUUUCAUUCAAUAGACCCCAUUCGAUUCUAUUCAUUCCCUCGUUAACUGAUACAUCAUUUAUUUAUAUACUUACUAUUUAUUUUUCCUUAUUUAUUUCAUAUAAUUAAUUAUUCAUUACUUGGUUAAUUUAAAUUUUGCAUAACAUCAUGGUUACUCUAAGUCCUUAUAUACCCAAUGCACUUCCUGAUGAUAGACCAGCAGAAGAAUUAGCUGAACUAGAAUAUGGUAAAUUAACUUCAGAAAAGUAUCUUUAUGUAUCUAAACAUCCACUUGGUGAACCACUUCCAUUACCAAUAGAUGAUGAACCUCCUUAUAUUAUUUAUAUUGCAACUUAUAUAAGUUAUCUUAUAUUAAUUAUAAUAGGUCAUAUUAGAGAUUUUUUUGGAAAAAUCUUUAAACCAUCAGAAUAUGCUGAUUUAAUAGAAAAAGAUGGUUAUGCACCUUGGUAUGAUGGAUUUGAAAGUUUUUAUGUUCGUCGUUUAAAAACUAGAAUUGAUGAUUGUUUUGCUAGACCAAUUCAUGGAGCUCCUGGUCGUUAUAUAAAAUGCUUUAAUAGAAUAAGACAUGGAAAAACUGGUUAUCUUUAUGAUGGAACUUCAAAUGAAUGUUUAAAUUUAUCAUCUUAUAAUUAUUUAGGUUUUGCACAAUCUCAUGGUGUAUGUACUGAUUUUGCUUUAAAAUGUGUUGAAGAUUAUGGAACUUCAGGUUGUUCUCCAAGAUCUUAUAUUGGAACCACAGAUUUACAUAAAGAAUGUGAAAGAGUAAUUGCUGAUUUUGUUGGAAAGGAAGAUGCAAUUAUUGUUAGUCAAGGUUAUGGUACAAAUGCUAAUUUAUUUGCUUCAAUUGCUGAUCCAAAAACUUUAGUUAUUAGUGAUGAAUUAAAUCAUGCAUCAAUUAGAUUUGGUAUUAGAUUAUCAGGAGCUUCAGUUAAAGUAUUUAAACAUAAUGAUAUGAAUGAUUUAGAAAAAUUAAUUAGAACUCAAAUUGCUCAAGGUCAACCAAAAACUCAUCGUCCUUGGAAAAAAAUUAUAAUUGCUGUUGAAGGUUUAUAUUCAAUGGAAGGUAAUAUGGUUAAUUUACCAAAAAUUCUUGAAUUAAAGGAAAAAUAUAAAUGUUAUUUAUUUGUUGAUGAAGCUCAUUCAAUUGGUGCUUUAGGUCCAGAAGGUAGAGGAGUUUGUGAUUAUUUUCAAGUUGAACCUUCAAGAGUUGAUAUACUAAUGGGUACAUUUACAAAAUCUUUUGGAGCUACUGGAGGUUAUAUUGCUGCUGAUAAAGAAAUUAUUGAUAAAUUUAGAUUAAAUUAUAUAACUCAAAAUUAUUCUGAAUGUGUUCCACCACCAGUUUUAGGACAAAUUAUUUCUUCAUUAAGUGUUAUUAAAGGUACUUUAAAUCCUGGAGAAGGUAAAGAAAGAUUAGAAAGAAUUGCAUUUAAUUCUCGUUAUUUAAGACUUGGAUUAAAAAAAUUAGGUUUUAUUGUUUAUGGAGCUGAUGAUUCACCAGUUAUACCUUUAUUAUUAUUUUUACCUGCUAAAAUGCCAGCCCUUUCAAGAAUGUUAUAUGAUAUGAAAAUUGCCGUUGUUAUUGUUAGUUAUCCUGCUACACCAUUAAUUAGUGCUAGAGCAAGAUUAUGUGUUAGUUCUGCUUUAACUAAAGAAGAUUUGGAUUAUGUUUUACGAAAAUUCGAUGAAUUAGGAGAUUUAAUCUUUUUAAAAUUCAGUAGUGGUAUUGCUGGAGGAUCUAAAAUUCCAGGUCAACCUCCAAGAUGGUCAAUUGAAGAUGUUCUUGCUACUAAUGUUGAAGACACUAAGAUGCCAAAAUUGGGUCAAUUCUAUUAAGAAUUUACCAUCCAAACCAUAUAACCCCCUCCCCAUAAAAAGUCCAAAAAAAAAAUUCAAACCAUACAUGUAAUUGUACAUAUAAUUGUAAUGUAAUCCUCUCCUCUCGUCGUUUAUACUAAUAUCUUAAUCAUAUCUAAAUAGGCGAGAGUUUCCAUAUUAAUAAUAAUAAUAUAUAAUGAUAUAAUACUAAUAAUGUUAGUAAGAGUUUGGUUGGUAUAGUAAGGAUGUAUGUAUUGCGGUGUGGAUGUUGGAGGCAUUGGGGUAGUACCAUAGUUAAGAACUAAUUAGUUGUAAGUAUAACACUACAGUUAUUACAG
Scheffersomyces amazonensis is the source of this 2475-nucleotide messenger RNA. RefSeq names its product serine C-palmitoyltransferase (gene LCB2). Lineage: Eukaryota; Fungi; Ascomycota; Pichiomycetes; Serinales; Debaryomycetaceae. The transcript has a single exon. The record is from RefSeq and is a predicted model, not a curated record. Gene Ontology annotation, cellular component: serine palmitoyltransferase complex. Gene Ontology annotation, biological process: ceramide biosynthetic process; sphingosine biosynthetic process. Gene Ontology annotation, molecular function: serine C-palmitoyltransferase activity; pyridoxal phosphate binding. Bases 467 to 2155 code for a protein of 562 amino acids.